Molecule: messenger RNA, 1359 nt
Organism: Fragaria vesca subsp. vesca
Lineage: Eukaryota; Viridiplantae; Streptophyta; Magnoliopsida; Rosales; Rosaceae
Product: nudix hydrolase 9-like
Exons: 9
Coding region: 6-956 (316 amino acids)
Molecular function (GO): GDP-mannose hydrolase activity
Source: RefSeq, a predicted model, not a curated record
ACAGAAUGGAGUUGAAUGCAGAGACUGGAACGGAAACGACGCCGUACAGGCUUCUGCUCUCAUGCCCUUCUGGUCUCUCACCAUCACAGGUUUCUGUGGUUUUUGAUGAACUAUAUGACCGAAUCCCCCAUCCGGAUAUCAACUUGGAGAAUUCUAUUUCUGAGAUAUGGGACCAGAGGGUUCAGAGGAAUCCGUCAUUGUACAAUGGGACGAAGUUCCGGCAUGGACAUCAUACAUGGCAUGAUGGAGGACCUAACCAAGAGUCUCAUGUUUGCCUCCACCUUGGUCUGACAGAUUAUAGGACUUUUGUGGGAACAAACUUAAAUCCUUUAUGGGAAAAGUUCCUAGCGCCAUCAGAAGAUGAUGCUAUACAAUGUCAGCACACCUCAAAUCCAUUGGGUAAUGGUGCUAUUGUGGAGACAUCUGACAAGAAAAUACUUGUGUUGCAAAGAAGUCACAAUGUUGGGGAAUUUCCUGGACACUUUGUUUUCCCAGGAGGCCAUCCAGAGCCCCAAGAAGUUGGAAUAGUAUCCCAUCAUCACAAGGACUUGAUGGACUCCGAACUUCUGAACAAGAAGGUUUCUCAGGAGAUGUUCGACAGCAUUGUUCGUGAAGUAGUUGAAGAAAUUGGAGUACCUUCAGAUUCCCUUUACGAGCAAAUAUUUAUUGGUAUAUCCCGCAGGGUGUUGAAUGUGAGACCAGCUGCAUUUUUCUUCAUGAAAUGCAGUCUCAGCUCUAAGGAGAUUCAGCAAAUGUAUUCUACUGCACAAGACAGUUUUGAGUCAACUCAGCUUUACACAGUUUCAAUGGCUAUGCUGCAAGUUCUCAUGAGUUUUUGUUUACAUCAGAUUGAGUUGGAAAACAUGGCAUCCAAAAUGCCUGGUUGCCAUGAAGGUGGAUUUGCUUUAUAUAAGAUAAUGGUAGAAGCUGGAAGAAAGUCUCAUGCAAGAGUAUAAGUACUGCUCAAAGUUCUCAGCCAGUCUCAGCAGCUUCAAAGACCAUUUCCAAGCUUGAAUUCCCUUUCCUUGUUACGUUAUUAUUCUGUAAGAAUCAGUUUUUAUGCACCAACACAUUAUCACAGAAAGCUAUUGAUGCGUCAUUGUUGCAAAAUACUAGUCGCAUAUCGUUUUACUAACUGUAAUCAAACAUUGAAUGACAACUGGUCUUAAGCUGGCAACAGAAUCAUAUUAGGGUGCUUUUGCCAAUACAGUGGUCUAUGUGUGCAUUCUGAAUCGUCACUUAUGAUAUUGUUGUGAUUUUUUUGCUGAUCGGUUGUCUUGCUGUGCUCUAAAUGCCGGGGAACCCAACUUCCUGAUCGGUUGUUUGCUGUUGAUUUGCUUCUAGAAGUAUAUCCUCCUG